AUGGUUAAUGUGUUGGGCUUCAACUUCCUGACGGGGUCGCUGCCUGGCAGCAUAGCGGCACCUCUCAAGGCUCUGGACGUGCAGUUCAACUUCCUUGCUGGCUCCUUCCCCGCCCUCAGCCUCGCCUUCUGCUCCGCCCGCAUCAACUGCUUUGCUUCCAUCGCCAACUGCAAGCACCCCACAAGGCCCGCUGAGAUCCCGCGGGCAGCAGCAGCAUGUGCCAUAUGCAACACCAUGAACGCUCAGGGUAAGCUCUGCAGCAACAACGUCGGUGGUGGAAUCUGCAGUGUCAUUCUUCCUCCUUCGCUCCUGCUCCCACCAGCCACACCCAACAGUGCCUCAUCGCCCGUGCUCCCUCUAGUAUGCACCGCUUCUGCAAGUGUGCCCAUAAAUGCGACUCAUGCCGCUGCGCUGAUGAAUGUGAAGGUGGCGCUGGGAGUGUCGUUUCCAGACUGGCGGGGCGAUGCCCUCUGCACCCUCGUGGGCUCGCCAGUCCCGGCCCCCAACACAUGGAAUGGCGUCGCCUGUGAUGAAUCGGGGAAAGUGCUCCGAGUGUCGCUCAAGGGGCAGGGCCUCACAGGGAGCAUCCACUCGGAGAUCUCCAAGCUCACCACCCUCACCGUGCUCUACCUGCAGUACAACUACCUCUAUGGCGUCUUCCCCUCGGCCCUCCUUGCCCUCAAAACCCUCUCAACAGUGUGA
Molecule: messenger RNA, 702 nt
Organism: Closterium sp. NIES-65
Lineage: Eukaryota; Viridiplantae; Streptophyta; Zygnematophyceae; Desmidiales; Closteriaceae
Source: the annotation of a GenBank genome assembly